AUGAAACCUCUAACAUACUCCACACUUGAUGCGAAACCAAAAGAAUUCUUUAAGAAUCCUGCAUUUCGAGCAGAUGGAUUAAAAAUUUAUCCAACAUUGGUUAUACGUGGUACUGGUUUGUAUGAAUUAUGGAAAACUGGCAGAUAUAAAAGUUAUCCACCCAGUGUAUUAGUUGAUUUUAUAGCUCGUAUUCUAGCUUUAAUACCACCAUGGACUCGCGUUUAUCGUGUACAGCGUGAUAUACCAAUGCCAUUAGUAAGCUCCGGUGUAGAGCAUGGAAAUUUACGUGAAUUAGCUUUAGAAAGAAUGAAAGAUAUGAAUACAGAAUGCCGUGAUGUUAGGACGCGCGAAGUAGGGAUUCAAGAAAUACAUCACAAAGUGCAACCUUAUGAAGUUGAGCUUAUACGACGUGACUAUGUAGCUAAUGAGGGAUGGGAAACGUUUCUGUCAUAUGAAGAUCCGUUACAAGAUAUUUUAAUCGGAUUACUCAGAUUAAGGAAAUGCUCUGAUGGCACAUUUAGACCAGAAUUGAAAGAAAAUACUUCUAUAGUAAGAGAACUUCAUGUUUAUGGUAGUGUUGUACCUAUUAGUUCUCGGGAUCCUACAAAAUUUCAACAUCAAGGUUUUGGCAUUCUGUUAAUGGAGGAAGCUGAACGAAUCGCAAGAGAGGAACAUAAAUCUCGUAAAAUUUCCGUAAUUUCAGGCGUUGGUACACGUAAUUAUUACAGAAAGUUAGGUUACGAACUUGAUGGGCCCUACAUGUCUAAAAUGCUUGCAUGAACUAAUAAAGUUGACUUCAACAGGAAAGAAUAUAUAAAUGAUAAGUACAAUGUAAUAUACUUAAUAACAGCACAUAUGUAAAUUAAACAAAAUAUAGAAAAUACUGUACUUUUAAUAAUGCAAUAAAGUUAUAUAACAAUAAAGCUUU
Messenger RNA from Pogonomyrmex barbatus (red harvester ant), 928 nucleotides. It is a transcript of the gene Elp3, whose product is annotated as elongator complex protein 3. The record is from RefSeq and is a predicted model, not a curated record. NCBI's taxonomy places the organism in Eukaryota, Metazoa, Arthropoda, Insecta, Hymenoptera, Formicidae. Gene Ontology annotation, biological process: tRNA wobble base 5-methoxycarbonylmethyl-2-thiouridinylation. Gene Ontology annotation, cellular component: cytoplasm; elongator holoenzyme complex; nucleus. Gene Ontology annotation, molecular function: acyltransferase activity, transferring groups other than amino-acyl groups; iron-sulfur cluster binding.